CUUCAACAUCCACGGUUUCGCAGUUGAAGGGUGUUGUUAAUGACUGAUGUCUUCGUGUAUGGUUUGCAAAAAGAAGCGCCGAGGAGGACCACGAUUCGACCGUUACAAAACUGGUGCCAUUUGAAGUAUUUGGUUGGCAGCGGCCAGUUCCUUUUUCUGUACAUGUCAACUGUCAUCAUGUCGGACAAAACCAGCAAAAAAGACUCGCCGGAGGAAAAGCCCCAAACUGAUGGAAGCAUGGAACCAAACACCCAAACAAAAAGUUCGAAGAAACGCAACAAAAAGAAACACCCAGAAGCCAAACAAGAGAACGAACAGGAAUCGGAGCUUUUGUCAAACUUCACCAAACCGCUAAACACCAUCUCGAUUCAGGGCUUACGAGCAGCAAUGGAAGCCUUAACCAUGAACCAGAAACCUGCCAAAACGCCCGAAGAAGCCCUCAACAAGUCCUACCAGUUCUGGAACACCCAACCUGUGCCUAAAAUGGAUGAGAAAAUCACCGUGAACGAGGCCAUCGAGCCCGACCGCGAGGUCUCGGAGAUCCGAGCGGAGCCCUACAGCCUCCCCGACGGCUUCCAUUGGGACACUUUAAACCUGAACGAACCUCUAGUCCUCAAAGAGCUCUACACCCUCCUCAACGAGAACUACGUGGAGGACGACGACUGCAUGUUCCGGUUCGACUACCAGCCGGAGUUCUUGAAGUGGGCGCUGCAGCCCCCGGGCUGGCGGAAGGAGUGGCACUGCGGCGUGCGCGUGCUGAAGAGCGGCCGGCUGGUGGGGUUCAUCUCCGCCAUCCCGGCCACGUUGAAGAUAUACGAGAAGACGCAGAAAAUGGUGGAGAUUAAUUUUCUGUGCGUGCACAAAAAGCUGCGGUCGAAGCGGGUGGCCCCGGUGCUGAUCCGGGAGAUCACGAGACGGGUGCAUCUGACGGGGCUGUUCCAGGCGGUGUACACGGCGGGGAUCGUGCUGCCGAAGCCGGUGGGGACGUGUCGGUACUGGCACAGGUCCCUGAAUCCCAAGAAGUUGAUCGAGGUGAAGUUUUCACACCUCUCGAGGAACAUGACGAUGCAGCGGACUUUGAAGCUGUACAAGUUGCCGGACAGUCCGAGGACGGGGGGCUUCCGGAAGUUGACGGAGGGGGACGUGGCGCAGGCGCACAAAUUGUUAACAGAGUAUUUGAGAAAGUUCGACUUGUCCCCGGUCUUCACCGAAGAAGACUUCGUCCACUGGUUCCUCCCCCGUCCCGACAUCGUUGACAGUUUCGUCGUGGAGAGAGAGGGCAAAAUAAUCGACUUUGUGAGUUACUACACCCUUCCGUCGACCGUGAUGCACCACCCGGUCCACAAGACUCUGAAAGCCGCUUACUCGUUCUACAACGUGUCGACCGACACCCCGUGGAUCGACCUGAUGAACGACGCGCUCAUUUCGGCCAAGCAGCUGAACUUCGAUGUGUUCAACGCGCUAGAUCUGAUGGACAAUCGCGAAUUUCUAGAAACGUUAAAGUUCGGUAUCGGUGACGGCAAUUUGCAAUAUUAUUUGUACAAUUGGAAGUGUCCGAGUAUGUCUCCACACAAAAUGGGUCUAGUCUUGCAAUAAAUCUAAGUUAUAAUAUAUCUUUUAGGUUUUAUUAUUAUAUUCAAAUUCUGAGAAUUUUAGCUAAGAGAAACUUAAGUGGGUUAUUUAAUGCACUGUCGAUUUUACAAAAGUAUCGAUCUUGUUUAUUUUGUAACUUUUUUCUUUUUGUUGAAUAAAAAUGUACAAGCUCAGUGACGUUUUUAAUGGGUACUGUUAAAGGUGAUGUUCAGAUAGGCACCAAGUCCCAACAUAUGCUUUAAAAAUAUACAUUUUUGAAAGUUGA
This is a messenger RNA of Zophobas morio, 1858 nucleotides long. RefSeq names its product glycylpeptide N-tetradecanoyltransferase-like. Gene Ontology annotation, molecular function: glycylpeptide N-tetradecanoyltransferase activity. Gene Ontology annotation, cellular component: cytoplasm. The transcript has 5 exons. Gene Ontology annotation, biological process: N-terminal peptidyl-glycine N-myristoylation. The record is from RefSeq and is a predicted model, not a curated record. The coding region runs from base 40 to 1596 and encodes 518 amino acids. NCBI's taxonomy places the organism in Eukaryota, Metazoa, Arthropoda, Insecta, Coleoptera, Tenebrionidae.